UGCGGUUUGUUACACGGAGACUCGCCGCCUCGCCGGAAUCGCCAUGUCAUGCUUCGCCUCCGGACCACCUUCUCCCACACCCGUCUCCCCUCCGCCUCCCGUCUCUGUUCCUCCGCCGGAGGCCUCGAGUAUUCGGAACUGGGUCACGCUAUCGCCGACUUGGUCAACGCUGAAGCAACCGAUUCUUGGCCCCCGUCCCUCCCCGCGUCUCUCACCGCCCUUGUCCGUUCGCACACCCACACCCUCUCCCCCUCCGACCUCUUGCAUUCCUUGUACCUCCUCCGCCGCCCAAACGCAGCAGGGCACCUCCUCCUCUGGUCACUCAACUUAGUCCCUCUCGAACCCGCCGUCACCGGCAAGGCCAUCUACCUCCUCCUCCGCUCUCGCUCUAUUCACCCCGCCCUCGACCUCCUCCUCUCCCUUCCCCCGUCUUCCAUCCCCGACAACUCGUUCAAUGCCCUCCUCCGCCGCCUUGCCACCGCUGGCCAUCUCCGCUACGCCGUCCGGCUCUUCCGUCUGAUCCCCUCUCCCUCCGUCUUCUCCUACAACUCCCUCCUCGCCGCCUUUUUCCGCCGGGGACGUACCCGCGCCGCCUCCGACCUGUUCGAGGAAAUGCUCGCGAGGGCCGUCCGGCCUGACGUGUGCACCUUUAACACCCUCAUCCGAGGCUUCUGCCUCAAUUCCAUGGUCCACGAGGCUUUCCACGUCUUUAAAGAGAUGUCACGCCAUGGCUGCGCCCCUGACGUUGUCACCUACAAUACCCUUCUCGAUGGUCUUUGCCGUGCGGGCGAGGUUCGGAUCGCUCACAAGCUCCUGAAUGGAAUGCGGAGAAACACCCCCGAUACUGCGCCGAAUGUCGUCUCCUACACCACCCUGAUCCGCGGCUACUGCAGCAAGCUCCUGGCGGCUGACGCCCUGAAUCUCUUCAACGAUAUGAUAUCUGUCGGCCUUCAGCCCAAUAACAUCACAUACAACACUCUUAUCCAAGGACUUUGUAAAUCACGAAGGAUGGAUUUGGUCAAGGAAUUACUGGAUCGAGGAAAAAAUGGUGACGAAGAUUUGGUUUUUGAGCCAGAUACUUGCACGUUUAACACCUUGAUAGCUGCGCAUUGUAACAUGGGCUGCUUCAGUGACGCUCUGAAGGUAUUUGAAAAAAUGACAGAGAUGCAGGUGGACCUCGAUUCGGUAACGUAUGGUAUCUUGAUUAGGGGAUUGUGUGAAAAUGGGGAGUUUGGACGAGCAGAAGAGCUAAUCGAUGAGCUGUUGAAGAAGGAGGUUUUGAGGCGGAGAGGACGUUGCGUUCCUCUGGUUGCAACUUAUAACCCCAUGCUCAACUACUUGUGUCAUAGUGGAAAGACAGAGAAAGCAAGGAUUGUUCUUCAACAGUUGUUGGAUAACAAGGCCAAAUUCGAUCUUGAAGCAUUUAAGACAGUGAUCUUGGGAUACUGCAAGGAGGGAAAAUUGAAGAAGGGAUAUGAGCUGCUAGUGUCCAUGUCUAAGAGAGACCUUGUGCCAGAUGCUGAAAUUUAUCAGAUUCUCAUCAACGGGUUCUUGCAGCAGAACAUAGAUUUUGCUUGGGAGGUUCUAAGAAAAAUGUUUAAUAGCAAGCACCGACCUAGCACGGAUGCAUUCCAUUUGGUGCUCAUGGGCAUGGUGAAAAAGAGUAAGUAUACUAAAGAAUCUGGUGAUUUGGUCAUUGUGAUGUUGGAGAGGAGUGUUCGUCCAAAUAUAGAUCUAUCGACGAAAGUUGUUGAAAAUCUUUUCAGAAGUGACUCGAAUGACAGGGCUUUCAAGAUUGUUAAAUUGCUUUAUGAGAAAGGUUAUCGCCUGAAGAUGGAGGAGUUGGUUGUUUCCUUGUGCAAAAGUCGGAAGUUUUUGGAGGCUCGAGAAAUGCUGUUGUUUAGUUUGGAAAAAUCCGAGAAAAUCAGUAAUGAUGUUUACGCUACAGUGAUCAACAAGCUUUGUUCAAAAGGAAAAGCUUUGGAGGCAUUUGACUUGUUCUAUGAAAUAAAGGAAAGAGGAUGCGCUAGUAUUAAUUCAAGUUGUUUAUGUGCUCUAAAAGUUGCACUUGAAAAUGGUGAAAAAAUGAAUGAAGCUAAAUUUGUUGCCAAGCAAAUAAACCGUGCUGUUGACGAAGUUGCAAAUUGAUAUGGCUUGUCUUUGGCCUUAUCUUGUUUUGUUGAUUAGUUGGUAAAAGGCCUGAUGGAGAAAGUUUUAAAAAUUAGGGAGAAAGCUAUGCGAGGAUGAUGAAGUUACUUUCUCAAGCUUCAUGGAGUGAGCUAGGAAUAUGAAAUAUCAGAUAUACAAUAAAGGGGGAAAAAAAAGAGAAACAAAAUAAGGUACCAUCCAUUUGUUUAUUUAUUCAACAUGUCAAACUUUCCAAUCUUAUUAUCACUGAAUCAUGUGUUUAAUAUCUCAAUGUAUAACCAAGUAGUGUUGCUAGUUCAUUCAUUCUACUAUGCUAUUGCAAAAUCAAA
Zingiber officinale is the source of this 2477-nucleotide messenger RNA. Its product is annotated as pentatricopeptide repeat-containing protein At1g02060, chloroplastic-like. Gene Ontology annotation, molecular function: protein binding. The coding region runs from base 49 to 2148 and encodes 699 amino acids. The transcript has a single exon. Lineage: Eukaryota; Viridiplantae; Streptophyta; Magnoliopsida; Zingiberales; Zingiberaceae. The record is from RefSeq and is a predicted model, not a curated record.